Bactrocera oleae (olive fruit fly) is the source of this 1556-nucleotide messenger RNA. RefSeq lists its product as uncharacterized. The record is from RefSeq and is a predicted model, not a curated record. NCBI's taxonomy places the organism in Eukaryota, Metazoa, Arthropoda, Insecta, Diptera, Tephritidae.
UCACUUUAUAAAAGGCGCAUAAAUAACGAAGCCGCAACACAUUCGCUCAACAAGUGGCGCCAAAGCAGCAACCAACCGUUGAACGGCAACAAGCGUGUGAACGAAAACGUAACAGUAAAACAAACGUUAACUGUGGAAACGGAAGUGUACGUUAAAAAACGGCAACAAAUAAUCGUAAAUGAAUUAAAAGUCUAACGGCUCAAAAUCUGAAUUGUAUUGGCAAAAAAAGGACACACUUUCAACUUACCGACAUCGGCAAGAAUAACCACAGUAACAGUAACAGCAACAGCAACCACACAGUCGCAAUAACAAUUUGCACAUCAACACUAAUCCUUGACUGAAACCGAGGACGCAACGUUUGAAGGCAAGACAAGUCGUGUAUAUAUAAAAAUAAAUAAAAGCCUCACAGCGAUCUCAACCUAAAGCCACACAAAUGCAGCAUAACGCGUUCCACAUGUACGCCUUGCCCGCAGCUAUUUUGCUGCUAGGAAACUGUUGGUAUGCAUACGCAUAUGUCGCCUUGCCAGCAGCGGCCGCAGCAGCAGCCGGAGCCGGAGCAUCGGACGCCGGCGCAACAGACACGAAGACGUAUGCCAAGCAUAUGGCAGAAUUAAUGACCGGCACAUAUCCUGAUAGAGCGGCUGCUUCAUCGGCGGGUUAUUUGAAUGAUGUAGCCGGAAGUAUCGCUGUACUACCACCGCACCAACUGCUGAAUGAGCCUAACGGACGUGCUGCGGUCUACGGUGAUGAGCUACUCCGCGCUUUGAACGCCGAAACUGCCAUCAAUGGCCAAGAACUCGGCACACUACCCGAAGAGCCUGAUUACGCUGAUACUGUGUUUAACGAACUGGAAGUGGCAAACAAAUAUGAAAUGUUACAUAAAUUGGAGAAAGAUUUGCGCGCGGAACAGGAAAUCGUUACAAAAUCAGCUUUGUUAAUGAAAAUGCUCGAGGAUCCGAAUAUGCAAACGCUGCCGGUCAUUUAUGUUGAGGAGGAGGACGAUGACGAACCAUCUGACGAAAUUGCCGAAUUGAACAGUAAUAAUGUGGCAUAUCGCUUAGGCGGCAUGGGGGCUGGUGUGGCAAAGCGCUCGCGCUACUACCGUCGCUAUCCUUGGAAGCGGCACAAUAGGAAUCGCAGCACUUACGAGCCAGAAUUGCGUUAUGCUUGCACGCCCACCAAAGAGGAUGUCUUCAAGCUGCUAAUGAACCUGCAUGAAAAUCGCAAAGGCAAUCACAGUAAAACUGUAAACUUCUGCAAUCGUAAGCGUCCAGCCAAAGCCAUUUUCACCAACAUACGUUUUCUGGGUUAAACUGGACGGCGAUGCGGUUGAACAAAUAUCUUUAAUGAGGCAACGGAAUAAUACGAACUACAAAUAUUUUAAAUCGAUGCUGACGUGAAAACGAAAACAAAAUGUGGAGGAAGCAAUUAUGAAUAUAUUGUGUUUGCACGGAACUUGGCUGGAAGCAAUUGUUUACAAAAAUUAGCAUAGCUUUUUAACAUAAUUCCCAAUCAAAAGUCUAUAUGUAUAUUUAAAUUGAAGUAAAGUAAAUUCA